Molecule: messenger RNA, 2041 nt
Organism: Scleropages formosus (Asian bonytongue)
Lineage: Eukaryota; Metazoa; Chordata; Actinopteri; Osteoglossiformes; Osteoglossidae
Product: regulator of G-protein signaling 4-like
Exons: 5
Coding region: 126-752 (208 amino acids)
Source: RefSeq, a predicted model, not a curated record
CACUUGCCAGUGCUCAACAACCCUACAACAGACUGACUGCAGCACUAGUACCAGCGGCACCAACUGCACCAACAUCACCAGCAAAGCCUCGCAUUCCCCCUGUGGAUCAGUGACCCGGACUCAAAAUGUGUAAGGGGCUCUCGGCUCUACCUGCAACAUGCUUGAAAAGUGCAAAAGACAUGAAACAUCGGAUUGGGUUCCUUCUUCAUAAGUCUGACUUGCACCCUGACCAAGGAACAGUCAGCAGUAAGGACAGGGACACUUUGGUGAAGAGAGAGGCUCCAGCUGAUGUGAAAAAAUGGAAGGAGUCUUUGAGCAACUUGCUGAAUGACAACAUUGGUCUCAUAGCUUUCUCUGCAUUCCUGAAAUCUGAAUUUAGUGAGGAGAACAUUGAGUUCUGGAUGGCAUGUGAGGAAUAUAAGAAAACUACAUCACAAGAAGACCUUGCCACCAAAGCCAAGAUGAUUUAUGACCAGUAUGUUGAUGUUGACUCUCCACGAGAGGUCAACCUUGACUCAGCUACCAGAGAGGAGACAAGAAGGAACCUGAAGGAGCCCAACCUGUUCAGCUUUGAUGAAGCCCAGAAGAAGAUCUUCACCCUGAUGGAGAAGGACUCUUACAGACGCUUUCUGAGUUCCAAGCUGUUCCUAGACGUAGCAGAGCAGCCUAGAAGCAGUGUGGCCUGUGGGCUGGAAAAGAGGCAGAAGGGAACUGCCAGCAACUUGGGGUCAAUACCACCCCAGUGCACUUAGAGUCUCUGCAUGACCAAAACAAGCCUGGGGUGUCUUCAACUGCCUGAUGUAAAGGGGUAAACCUGCAGAAAGUAGAAGUAGAAUGAGCGGGGCACUUCAGAGAUACGGCGGGACCAUUUACGGCUAUGUGACUGGAGAUCCCAGCAAUGUUACUGGUGCAGAAGGCUUCUCUCCCCGAGAGCCUCAUAGGUCUAACGCACUUGAUUGGAUUGCUGGCAAAAGAGGAGCGCAGAUCACUAUCCAGUGCUUGUGCUCCUUAGAACUGCUCUUAGUCCAGAACAGAUUAGGCUCACUUCCACUUCAAGUUUGAGGUUUGUUCAUAUGCUAAACCUGAAGGCAGAAUUUAUUUUACAUAUUUAUAAUUAUUGUUGCCUCAAAACUGUAUUGCUGUAUUUUGAUGUAUGACUAAAAAACUAUUUAUUUCACUUAUUAAUAUUUACAUAUUUAUAAUUACUAUGCCUGAAUGCUCUUUCACUGCUUUAUUUAAGUACAUAAUCAGUAAGACUGAUAGAGAAGUUUUUAUUUAUUUGUAUUAUGUGUGCAACAUGAAGUACUGUGGUUGCAUUUUGGUGAUUUUAUUUACUGGAGGUUAUUUAAAAGCUAAUAAAAAACAUAUUAGAGGGGCACACUGACCUAGAACUACCUCUUCUUCCAUUGCGACUUUCGUUAAAUAACUUUGUUUACAGUAAACAUCAGGACUGUGCUCACAUGCACUGAAUUGGAAAAUGAGUGAGGAGACUGCUGUGCUCUUACAGGUGGAAGCAUUAGCACUGUAGGAGGGGCUUUCGUGCUGUAGUGAGUGUGUGAUUUGCUGGAACUGAUGUUGGAGGACAAAAGCACCGGGUUCUCCUAUUCCAGUGAACUGUAAGCUAAUGACUGUCAAUACACCACGCUGGGGAAUCAAUGCAUAUUUCAUGUAAUUACUUUGUCAUACUGACAUGUGUCGCCCCAGGCUGUAUUACCAGUGAACUGGGGUGGCAAACUGGAGUUUCACUUCUGAAGCUGUCUAUUGUAAGAUGUCUCUUUUGUACAUCAGUGUCACCGAUUUCUAAAUAUAUGCAUGUUCUACUGCUGUUCUUUGCGUGUUCACUUUCAAGUGUUAUUCACAUAGGUCUCAUUUAUCAUAUCAAAUCUGACUAUAGAAAAGACAAAUUAUGUAGAGGUUUCAACCUCACAUUGACUUAAGUAAACACUAGAGAUGUAUAUGCUGUGUGUUCCUUAACACACCUUGUGAUAUACUAUGUAUAAUCAGUUUACUUUGCUAUGAUUUACCAUUUGAAAUAAAAACU